This is a messenger RNA of Dioscorea cayenensis subsp. rotundata (Guinea yam), 1694 nucleotides long. RefSeq lists its product as uncharacterized. The transcript has 14 exons. NCBI's taxonomy places the organism in Eukaryota, Viridiplantae, Streptophyta, Magnoliopsida, Dioscoreales, Dioscoreaceae. The record is from RefSeq and is a predicted model, not a curated record. Bases 93 to 1187 code for a protein of 364 amino acids.
CCUCGAAUCAAAACAAACAAAAAAGAAACACAAAAAGAGAAAGAAAACGAAGAACACCAAACCCUAGAAACUCUGGAGCGGGAGCUGCCGCCAUGAAGCGAGGCUUGCCCUUCGGCCUCCUCACGCUUUUCUCCGGCCUCGCCAUCAUCGUCUUCACCAGGAUCCGUUUUGAGCACCUCAAGAUGGAGGCUGGGCAGCGAUCGUUCUUCGAAUCGGAGCAGGAUGGUGAACUUGUGAGGUUGCCGAAGGGGAUGAUAAGGUCUACCUCGGACUUGGAGAUGAAACCGCUGUGGGAGGACUCGCGGGUAGAAGGUAAGGAUCGGAACUGCUCUGCUCUCUUGGCAAUGGCUGUUGGUAUUUCACAAAAGCAGAAUGUAGAUACUAUAGUUAGUAAGUUUCUUCUUGAGAAUAUCUCAGUUAUACUUUUUCAUUAUGAUGGCAAUGUGGAUGGAUGGCAUGAUCUGGAGUGGAGCCACAAUGCAGUGCACAUACUUGCUCAUAACCAAACAAAGUGGUGGUUUGCAAAACGAUUUUUACAUCCGGAUGUUGUAUCCAUCUAUGACUAUAUAUUUUUAUGGGAUGAAGAUUUAGGUGUGGAGAACUUCCAUCCUGGAAGGUAUUUACAAAUAGUGACCUCCGAAGGAUUAGAGAUAUCACAACCUGCUUUGGAUCCUGAGCAAUCUUCUGAUAUACACCACCGUAUAACUGUUCGGAACAAAAUGAAGAAGGUCCAUAGGCGAGUAUAUGAUUUUCGUGGGAGUCUGAACUGUUCUGAUGAGAGCAAAGGACCCCCAUGCACAGGGUGGGUUGAAGGGAUGGCACCUGUGUUUUCCCGUGCUGCAUGGAGAUGUGUCUGGCAUCUUAUCCAGAAUGACUUGAUUCAUGGAUGGGGGUUGGACAUGAAGCUCGGAUAUUGUGCUCAGGGUGACAGAACCGAGAAGGUUGGAGUGAUUGACAGUGAGUAUAUUGUUCACAAAGGAAUACCAUCUCUGGGAGGUGCAUCUACUAAAAUGACGUCCAGCCACAGAACUCUGGAUCUAAGAACCCAAGUUAGAAGGCAAUCAACUGCUGAACUAGAAAAAUUCAAGAAUCGCUGGAAUCAAGCUGUGCUGGAAGAUGAGAAUUGGAAUGAUCCUUUUGAUCAACAAAGAAGAAAGAACUCAGAUGAUGAGCAUCAGUCAAUCUGAACCAUUACAAUUUUAAAGAAAAAGCAUUUCCACUUAAUUGUUCAUUCUGCCGGCGAUGACUUUUAAUGGUGCAACAAUUAUCUUCACACUCAUUCAUUCAAAUCAUAACUUCGGAUGCGAUACUCCAAUUUUCGCCGUGAUGGCAGUUUUGAUGUCUAGCUUGGAGAAAUACACAAAACAAGAUCAACUGACUUUCCUGAUGACUUAAUUAAUGGGUUCGAUAUUCCUGUUUUCCGGGUAGUCAUACAAAGCUCAUGAAUCCAUGGUGUUGCUCAGUCACGAGCUUUCGGCCAGAAGAGAUCACUUGUUAAAAGUUUUUACAGGAAUUUUCAUUCUGAUGAACCACAUUUUUAUCACUUGUUCAAUUAUCAUUCAGAAAACCUCAGCUGAAAUGUCUCUGUAACAUCUAAUUUAUGUUCAUCUUCUGAUCCAUGUAUCAAUCAAAAUCUUGUUCUUGUAUACAGUGGAUUCCUCUUGAUUAAAUUUCACAGGGAUGAAUGGAAUUAA